Molecule: messenger RNA, 3668 nt
Organism: Seriola dumerili (greater amberjack)
Lineage: Eukaryota; Metazoa; Chordata; Actinopteri; Carangiformes; Carangidae
Gene: dusp8a
Product: dual specificity phosphatase 8
Exons: 7
Coding region: 435-2513 (692 amino acids)
Biological process (GO): protein dephosphorylation; negative regulation of MAPK cascade
Cellular component (GO): cytoplasm
Molecular function (GO): MAP kinase tyrosine/serine/threonine phosphatase activity; protein tyrosine/threonine phosphatase activity
Source: RefSeq, a predicted model, not a curated record
CCUAGCCUAGCUAAACUAUCCCUUCAGAAGCCGAACACGAAUCCUGAUCAGUUAAACGUCUGAGGGAGCCGUUUGUGGCUCAUCACCACGCUUUCAUGUCUCGUUUGUUCCUGGCGCUGUCACCGUCCGUCAGCUGUACUGUCCCCCGCCACACCGCCAGGUAAACACCGGCCAGCCCCAUGAAGACACCGCCGUUGUCCCCUCACACAUGGAGACCAGUUGAAUAACACACAGCAGCAGUGUGGAGACUGAGACACCAUGGAUCUCUCAGCGCCUGCUCCGGUGGCAGCCCUCCUCCACUGACCUCACCUCCUCCUCCUCCCCAUCUCUUCCUCCACCUUUCCCUCUUUCAUCUUUCCCUCUUCCUCCUCACCCCAACCCUUACUACCCCCACAUCUGUGACCCCAGGGUUACCACUCAGCCCCUCCUACAUCAUGGCAGGGGAGAAAGGACCAACUAAGCGAAGCACCAUGGACAUCAAGCGCCUGGCAAGCCUCAUCCAGAGAGGAACAGGCCGCUUACUGGUGAUUGACAGCAGAACCUUUUCUGAGUACAAUGCGUCACACGUGCAAGGUGCGGUCAACGUCUGCUGCUCUAAGUUGGUGAAGAGGCGACUGCAGCAGGACAAGGUGUCUGUCACUGAGCUGCUGCAACCCAAUGGCAAGGUCAAGGUGGAGCUGGGCAGGAAGCAGGAAGUGGUGGUUUAUGACCAGAGUUCCAAAGAAGCAGGGCAUCUGUCCAAAGAUGGCUUUGUGCACAUUCUCAUGGGAAAGUUGGAGGGCACCUUCCACAAAGUGUCCCUGCUCACCGGAGGUUUUGCAGCUUUCUCGUCCUGUUUCCCCGGCCUGUGUGAAGGGAAGCCUGCCACUGCUCUACCUAUGAGCUUGUCCCAGCCCUGCUUGCCUGUGGCUAAUGUAGGGCCCACUCGCAUCCUGCCACACCUCUACCUGGGCUCACAGAAAGACGUCCUCAACAAGGAUCUGAUGGCCCAGAAUGGUAUCACCUAUGUGCUGAAUGCCAGCAACACCUGCCCCAAGCCAGACUUUAUCUGUGAGAGCCACUUCAUGCGCAUCCCAGUAAACGACAACUACUGUGAGAAAUUGCUUCCCUGGCUGGACAAAACGAAUGAAUUCAUAGACAAAGCUAAGGUGUCAAACUGCAGAGUCAUUGUGCACUGCCUGGCUGGAAUCUCGCGUUCAGCAACCAUCGCCAUUGCAUACAUCAUGAAGACAAUGGGCUUGUCAUCAGACGAUGCCUACAGGUUUGUAAAGGACCGAAGACCGUCCAUAUCCCCCAACUUUAACUUCCUCGGUCAGCUGCUGGAGUUUGAGAAGGGCCUGCGAUUACUCCAAGCUUUAACUUCAACCUCUGAUGAUAAGAUCUCUGAAAACAACACCAAGCAAAGCUCAGAGGUUAAUGGAGUCAACACAGGCUUCGAGAUUAACGGUCUCCACAGCAACUAUGACUCAUCUGUGGCAGAGCCACACAUCCCACCAGAACCCAAGCUACCGUCACCCACCUCCCUCCAGCAAGGCUUCAAUGGCCUGCACCUCUCUGCAGAGAGGAUCAUGGACACUAACCGGCUCAAACGCUCCUUCUCCCUGGACAUUAAGUCUGUCUACUCACCCAAUAGUCCCCACUGCCCCAGCCUGGCACCCACACACUCUGAAGACGUCCCCAAGCUGUGCAAACUUGACAGCCCAGGAACAGGCACCUCCAAUGGUGUCUGCUCCCAGUCUCCCGUCCUAGACAGCCCCAGCUCCUCUGAUUCACCAUUCCCCUCACCAGGCAGUGGGGGCAGCAUCGGAGGUUUGGGGCUCGGAGGAAGUGAAGGAGUCCAUAGGUCUAGUUCUUCCUCAUCCAGACCCAGGAGAAAACCCAAGCACAGCUCCAGCAGUUCACCGGUCCACCCCCAUCCACACCAACCUCCACAGUCCCUCUGCUUGUCGCUGGACCACAAGAGCCCCAGCCUGGACGAGAACCUAAAGGGCUCCCUGCUUCUCUCACUACCGUCCCUGCCCACCGUGGGGUCCGGGGCCAUGUGGACCAAACACAGAGACACUGUCCAGGCCACCACUCCUGUCACACCCGUCACCCCCACCACAGAUGCCCCCUGGCACUUUGGGGCAGAGGAGGGCGGUGAGAGAGGGAUGGAGCUGGGCGGAGGAGGGGACGGAGGGGGAGAGGAGUCCUCGGUGAGAUUUGGGAGCAGCUCGGCGUAUGUGGCGUUUGGGUGCAGUGAAGGUGUGCGGUUACGAGACAAAUCCCAGAGGGAGAAGCCCUCGAUGCCACAGAUGCAGAGAGACCACCGGGACUCCACGUCAUCGUCCACAGUAUCCAUGUCCAACAGCUCCAACAACAGCGGGACUGCGUCAGAGAAGCAGUUCAAGCGGCGCAGCUGCCAGAUGGAGUUUGAGGAGGGCAUCGCUGAGACACGGUCUCGAGAAGAACUGGGGAAGAUCGGGAAGCAGUCGAGCUUCUCUGGGAGCAUGGAAAUUAUCGAGGUAUCCUGACAGAUAAUGGACAUGAUCAGAGCUGUCCCUUGGGGGCAAAAAUGGACCUGUUUAGAAGAGGACAUAUGAGGAGAAGCAGAAGAGGGUUUUUUUGUGCCCCCCUCACAGACAGUGUUAAAGACUCCAACUGAGAGAAGGACAAAUAGAUGCAGGGAGAGAGUUAAUGUGAAAAGGUUAGCAAGCGAACUAGCCUUCACACCUGGACAGACAGAGCCCGAGAUGUGGUGCUUAGAAGACCAUAACCAUCCUGAACUUUCAUACGAAUCUGAAGAAAAGUCUAGGGGAGGGUGGGCUACAGGGGGGUAAACUGAAGGUACUGAAACUCUUAAUGUUUCUGAGCUCUGUCACAGAUGAAAAGAAACGACCCAGGCCAAGUUGCAUCCUUAUUAUAUAGAAUACCCCUAUUUUGACAGAGAUCGGACACAAACUGCUUGCCUGUGGUCAAAUGUAGUGUGCUUCAGUGGGUGUAUAGCUUGUGAUUUGAACCAAGCCCUAUGUUUCCUCCCAAAGCUUCACCCCAGUGUCAGAAAGCCUCAGAACCUCGCACGGCAACGUUCCCACUCCCAACCCUUCCUUUCCAGGUGGCUCUGCCUGCUACAGACUCUGCAUUACAACAUCAACAACGAUAACAGACUCCUUUACUGCAGCGUCUCCUCACAUCACUCACAGCACAAGGCAGAGAGAUCCCAAGGACUUAAUCUAAAGGCGGUACUGCAUCCAAACAAUGAAGGAUCCUCAGCAUUUUGUUGAUGAAAAGACUUUGAGUUGAAGACUCUUAGUGAUGGGCAGUCUGCCUCCACCCCCUCACCCCCACCCCUCCAAAGCACAGUGUGUCUUUCCUGACUUUGGCUCCCUUGUUUCCAGUGUUAACAGCAUGAUGGGACUGAGGUUUCGGGAUGGUGAUGAGGGUUCAUUUUAAUAGCCCUUCAGCUCCUUUAUAGACCCCCAACCCCCUCCCACGGCUCCCAGUCACCACUGAGCAUGCACCAGAAAGGCUGACUACAGACAGACAAAUACUAUAUAUACAAUAUGAAUAUAUAUAGCAAUUUUAAUGGACUUCUAAUGGACUUUUUUGUUCAGUUAUAGUUUUAAUUUAUUGUACUGGUUCAUUCUGGUAAUGAGAAAUAAUAUAAUGUUUUGUGGAUUUAUUUCUUU